Molecule: messenger RNA, 1450 nt
Organism: Oreochromis niloticus (Nile tilapia)
Lineage: Eukaryota; Metazoa; Chordata; Actinopteri; Cichliformes; Cichlidae
Gene: mogat2
Product: monoacylglycerol O-acyltransferase 2
Exons: 6
Coding region: 248-1129 (293 amino acids)
Biological process (GO): diacylglycerol biosynthetic process; triglyceride biosynthetic process
Cellular component (GO): endoplasmic reticulum membrane
Molecular function (GO): 2-acylglycerol O-acyltransferase activity; diacylglycerol O-acyltransferase activity
Source: RefSeq, a predicted model, not a curated record
CGAGCUUCUUUAUUUUUUGACACAGCCACACAAUCCUGUCAAUAUUUGCCGCCACUUUAACUGAUGUUAUUAGCAGUAAAUUAAAGAGGAUAUUUUGAGAAUACGUUUCCUGUAUACUGGAGUUGUUUUUGCCCUUUGUCCCACUGGCUCUGCCACUUCACCAUCUCUGUAACUAGUUGACCUGGCAACUCUUCAUGAGCUCUCUGGUGCAGCAGCACCCACCUGCAUCUUCCUGUUCUUUUACCUGAUGUUCACUCGCUACUGGCUGAUCAGCGUGCUGUAUGCUGUCUGGUGGUACUUUGAUUAUGACACUCCUGCACGUGGAGGCCGCAGGUCGCCCUUCCUGUGCAGCCUCAAAGUUUGGGAAUACAUGCGUGAUUACUUUCCCAUCAAGUUGGUGAAGACGGCUGACUUAGAUCCCAGGCAUAACUACAUCCUUGGCUUCCAUCCCCAUGGUGUGCUGGUGGCAGGAGCUUUUACCAACUUCUGCACCUACUCUACAGGCUUCAGACAGCUGUUUCCAGGCAUCACCAGCUACCUGCUCAUGUUGCCUCUUUGGUUCAGAGCUCCAUUCUUCAGAGACUACAUCAUGUGUGGAGGUCUGAUUCCUUCAGACAAAGAGAGCGCCACUUAUCCACUCUGCAAAAAGAAAGGUGGCAAUGCUAUUGUGAUAGCUGUUGGAGGGGCACCAGAGGCCCUUGAUGCCCACCCGGGCACUUUCAAUGUACUCUUGGCCCAUAAGAAAGGCUUCAUCAAAAUGGCCAUGGAGUAUGGAGCUCAUCUGGUACCAGUCUUCUCUUUUGGGGAGAACGAAGUGUAUGACCAGGUGGAAAACCCGAGGGGAACCUGGCUUCGAUGGUUGCAGGAAAAUCUGCAGAAGAUCAUGGGUGUCUCUCUUCCUCUCUUCCAUGCACGAGGCAUUUUCCAGUACUCCUUUGGCCUUAUGCCCUACAGAAAACCUAUCAACACAGUAGUUGGACGGCCAAUCAAAGUGGAGAAGAAAGCAAAGCCAACUGCCGAGGAACUUGAUGCCCUCCACCAGCUGUACAUGGAUGAACUCAGCAAUCUGUUUGAGGAGCACAAAGGCAACUAUGGAGUGGACAAAGACACACACCUGAACUUUGUCUAAAGUGCAACAAGGCCUGUGUGGAAUUGAACGCCUCUUUGUAAAGCUCUGGUGCUGCAGAUUUACCUUUUCACCAGUUCUGUACACCUGCUCACAGCUCCUCCUUUAACUAAAGACAAAGUGAUUGUUUGUACACUCGCACUGGGCUGAACAGGCGCUCCGUGUGACUUAAAGCCAUUGCAGAGGUCUGGGUUUAAACCUUUCCUGUCCUGUCUCAAUGAAGCCCAAACAUGUAAGCUGGAAAGGCUGCCUUUAAAAUCUCAGAUCUAAUGAAAGAAUUCCCUUUGUUCUACAAGUGCAUUAAAAUUCAUCAUGAAACCCUAA